CAUAAGAAUCAUUGUUAAAAUUUGACAUGUUCUAGUAACAGGUUAUAUUUAUUGUAAAAAGUGACAAUUUUCAAAGUUCUUUUUCACAUUUUAAUAAAAACUAAAAAUUUUUUAAAAAUAUUUAUUAAAUUAUGUUCCACAUUGUCGAAUUAUAAUAAUGGGUUUGAGAAAUUUGUCAAACAUUUCAUUUUCAAGAAUAAAAUUUUCAUUUCUUGGAAGAAAAUGCGGCUACAUUGCAUUGCGUUCUUUGAAAACAUUUGAAAAUAAUGAAAAUAAAUUCGACGUUAUUGUUAUUGGAGGUGGUCAUGCCGGUACAGAAGCAUGUACAGCUGCCGCUAGAAUGGGGGCAAAAACAUUACUUGUCACUCAUAAAAAAAGCACAAUUGGUGAAAUGUCAUGUAAUCCAUCAUUUGGCGGAAUUGGUAAAGGUCAUCUUAUGAGGGAAAUUGACGCUCUCGAUGGUGUUUGUGGAAGAAUUUGCGAUAUAUCGGGAAUUUAUUAUAAAAUUCUCAAUCGUAGUAAAGGCCCAGCUGUAUGGGGUUUGAGAGCUCAAAUUGAUCGAAAAUUGUAUAAACAACAUUUGCAGGCUGAAAUUUUUAAUACAAAAAAUUUGGAAAUUUGUGAAGCCUCCGUUGAAGAUUUAAUACUCCAGGAUGAAUCUCAAUGUUGUGGAGUAAUUUUAAAGAAUGGUACGAAAAUAUUUAGCAGCACAGUUAUAAUAACAACAGGAACAUUCCUCAAAGGAGUAAUUAAUAUUGGCUUAGAAAAGAGACCAGCUGGACGAAUUGGUGAUGAGCCCAGUAUUGCUUUAGCAAGUACUUUAGAAAAUUUAGGAUUUCGAAUGGGAAGACUUAAAACAGGUACUCCACCAAGACUUGCAAAAUCAACAAUUGAUUUUUCCCAAUGUACAAUUAAUCCACCGGACAAAUUGCCAACACCAUUUUCAUUUAUGAAUGAAAAAGUAUGGUUAGAGCCGGAGAAGCAAGUGAAUUGCUAUUUGACAUUUACAAAUGAAAUGGCAGCUAAAGUUGUCAAAGAUAAUUUACAUUGUAAUUUACACGUGACGGAGGAAGUUACAGGACCACGUUAUUGUCCUAGUUUUGAAAGUAAAGUAUUGAGAUUUCAUAAAGAUCGACAUCAAGUUUGGCUGGAACCAGAGGGACUUGAUUCACCGUUAAUUUAUCCACAGGGAAUGUCUUGUACCUUGCCAGUUGAUAAGCAACAGGAACUUUUUAGAUGUAUUCCUGGUUUAGAAAAAGUCGAAAUAGUUAGACCAGGAUACGGUGUAACUUACGACUAUAUUGAUCCUCGAGAAUUAACUCCAGAGCUGGAGACAAAAAGAAUUUCUAAUUUAUUUCUUGCUGGACAAAUAAAUGGAACAACAGGUUACGAAGAGGCUGCUGCGCAGGGAAUAGUCGCUGGAGCGAAUGCCGCUGCAAAAGUCUUAAAAAAACCAUCUCUCUUUAUAAGUCGAAGUGAAGGUUACAUUGGUGUUAUGAUUGAUGAUUUAAUAACGGCAGGAACAACUGAACCUUAUAGAAUGUUUACAAGUAGAGCUGAAUUUCGAUUGUCACUGAGACCCGAUAAUGCAGAUCAAAGACUCACGUAUAAAGGAUUUAAAACUGGACUUGUUUCAAAUGAGAGAUUAGAAAAAACACGCAAUUUACAUGAGAAAAUGUCAAAUUGCAUUGAAUUAUUAAAAUCAGUUAAAAAAUCUAACCAAUCAUGGUCAAAAUUACUUUCAAUUAACAGUACAACAACUGAUUUGAAAAAUUCUUUUGACAUUUUAGGUGUUACAAAUUAUAACGUUGAUUUUCAAACUUUAAUAGAAAAAAUACCCGACAUUUUUGGACAAUACAAAGGAGAUUUAAUUUUAGCAAAUAGAGUAAAGAUUGAAUCAAUUUAUGAGCGUUGUGUCUUAGUUCAAGAGUGUGAAAUUAAUGAACUUAAAAUCAAUGAACAAAUGCGUAUACCAAAGGAUUUAGAUUACAAUGCAGACUCUUUAAAUAUUUCAAUGGAAGAUAGGGAAAAACUUAUUGCAGCAAACCCACAAACUAUUGCGGCAGCAAACAAAAUUUCCGGCGUGACACCUUCUGCAAUUUGGAAGCUGAUGAAUUUUCUAAAACGACAUGAACAAAUUUUAUAGUUUUUUAUUCGCCUCUAUCACGGCAUUUGUAUAUUAUUUGUAAAUAAAUAAUGUCUCAAUUUA
Leptopilina boulardi is the source of this 2209-nucleotide messenger RNA. RefSeq names its product protein MTO1 homolog, mitochondrial. The transcript has 10 exons. The record is from RefSeq and is a predicted model, not a curated record. NCBI's taxonomy places the organism in Eukaryota, Metazoa, Arthropoda, Insecta, Hymenoptera, Figitidae. Gene Ontology annotation, biological process: tRNA methylation; tRNA wobble uridine modification. Gene Ontology annotation, cellular component: cytosol. The coding region runs from base 158 to 2146 and encodes 662 amino acids. Gene Ontology annotation, molecular function: flavin adenine dinucleotide binding.